Molecule: messenger RNA, 810 nt
Organism: Symbiodinium sp. CCMP2592
Lineage: Eukaryota; Dinophyceae; Suessiales; Symbiodiniaceae
Source: the annotation of a GenBank genome assembly
AUGCGGCAUGCCUCGGAGGUGGACGAGGCAGCUGAAGCUCAUCGCAAAGAGCUCCUGGAUAUCGCCACUGCUCGAUUCACCAACAAAACGCUCCAGCAGUUUAAGGAGAUGGAGGCUGCGCUGUCUUAUCUCGGCCAGCGAUGGCAUCUUCACUGUGUCGCAGGUCAAUAUGCCAUCGAGCUGUGGACAGGAAGGAUGAGGCCGCCGAAGCGACUGUUGGCGACGCGGCCGCGGGUUCGCGUCGCCAGCCACCCGAAGAAGGGCGUUUGCCUGAACUUCCCGGUGGAUCUCUCACAGCUAAUUCACACCCGCAUGCGGCUGCUGGUCCUGCUGCGGGGCCAGGGCCGCAAAGGCAGGAGCCAGGCACUGCUUCCACCACCUUGGGAUCCCAGCAUGCCGCGUCCGGAAGGACUUCACAAAGCGCUUCUGCAAGCGGAGAUGCUGUUGGCGGAUGCCCUAACCUUCCACAUGCUGCGAGACCGCGUUAUGAUCGCCUCGCAGGAGGAGCUUCGUCGGGAGGGCUGGCAAAUCAGCCGGGUGGCCUCCCACGAGGUUGUCUUGGCGGUGGAAAGCCUGGACUUCCGACGCCUAGAGCUGACGGUCGCCCUUCGUGCGCCUGGCGCGGAGGAGGUUCCGCCACCUUCUGAGCAAAGUGAUCCUGUCUUUGACUGGCUGGCUGACGCUGCAGCGGCGCAGCUGCGAGAGAUGUACUUGCUGCCCCAGAAGUCCAAAGAGGCUUCCGAGACCAGCUCUCAGGCUCCAGUUGAGACUGAGAUGGAUCUGUUCGAGGCCUUCGAGGUGUCUGAUUGA